This is a messenger RNA of Salvelinus fontinalis (brook trout), 3531 nucleotides long. Its product is annotated as WD repeat-containing protein 48-like. Gene Ontology annotation, biological process: protein deubiquitination; double-strand break repair via homologous recombination. Bases 44 to 2098 code for a protein of 684 amino acids. Lineage: Eukaryota; Metazoa; Chordata; Actinopteri; Salmoniformes; Salmonidae. Gene Ontology annotation, molecular function: ubiquitin binding. The transcript has 19 exons. The record is from RefSeq and is a predicted model, not a curated record.
ACAACCGCCUUCUGGAAGUGACGUCGAGCUGUCAUCAUGUAAAAUGGCGACUCAUCACAGGCAGAAUGCUGCUGGGCGGAGAAAAGUCCAGGUAUCCUAUGUGAUUAGGGAUGAGGUGGAGAAGUAUAACCGCAAUGGGGUGAACGCCCUGCAGCUCGACCCGGCCUUGAACCGCCUCUUCACAGCUGGCCGAGACUCCAUCAUUAGGAUAUGGAGCGUCAACCAGCACAAGCAGGACCCGUACAUUGCAUCGAUGGAACACCACACGGACUGGGUCAAUGACAUCGUCCUCUGUUGCAAUGGGAAGACAUUGAUAUCUGCUUCCUCAGACACCACAGUGAAAGUCUGGAAUGCGCAUAAGGGAUUCUGCAUGUCCACAUUGCGAACACACAAGGACUAUGUCAAAGCCUUAGCCUAUGCCAAGGACAAGGAGUUGGUGGCCUCAGCUGGGCUGGACAGACAGAUCUUCCUAUGGGACGUCAACACACUAACAGCACUGACUGCCUCCAAUAACACCGUCACCACCUCCUCACUGAGUGGGAACAAAGACUCCAUCUACAGUCUGGCUAUGAAUCAGAUGGGCACUGUCAUUGUGUCAGGGUCCACCGAAAAGAGUGAAUGUGUCCUUUUAAAGGUACUGAGAGUUUGGGAUCCUCGAACCUGUGCCAAACUGAUGAAGUUGAAAGGCCACACAGACAACGUCAAAUCAUUACUGCUAAACAGGGAUGGCACUCAGUGUCUCUCGGGCAGCUCAGACGGGACCAUUCGGUUGUGGUCGCUGGGGCAGCAGCGGUGCAUCGCCACCUACCGUGUGCACGAUGAGGGCGUAUGGGCCCUACAGGUCAACGAGGCCUUCACACAUGUCUACUCUGGUGGCCGCGACCGCAAGAUCUACUGCACCGACCUGAGGAACCCAGAGCUCCGUAUGCUCGUCUGUGAGGAGAAGGCCCCCGUCCUCAAGAUGGAGCUGGACCGCUCAGCUGACCCCCCCACGGCCCUCUGGGUCUCCACCACCAAGUCCACCGUCAACAAAUGGUCUCUGAAGGGCAUUCACAAUUUCCGAGCAUCUGGAGAUUACGACAACGACUGCACUACUCCCCUGACGCCUCUCUGCACACAGCCCGAGCAGGUUGUUAAAGGCGGAGCCAGCAUUAUUCAAUGCCACAUUCUGAACGACAAGAGACAUAUACUAACCAAAGAUACCAACAACAACGUUGCAUACUGGGAUAUUUUAAAGGCGUGUAAAGGGGAAGACCUGGGGAAGAUGGAGUUUGACGAAGAGAUUAAAAAGAGGUUUAAAAUGGUGUAUGUGCCAAACUGGUUCUCUGUGGAUCUUAAGACUGGGAUGUUGACCAUCACGCUGGAUGAGAGUGACUGCUUUGCUGCGUGGGUGUCGGCCAAGGAUGCAGGCUUCUCCAGUCCUGAUGGGGCUGAUCCCAAAUUGAACCUGGGUGGACUGCUGCUGCAGGCCUUACUGGAGUAUUGGCCCCGGACACACGUCAACCCUAUGGAUGAAGAAACCGAGAUGAACCAUGUGAACGGGGAGCAUGAGAGCAGGAUACAGAAAGGUAACGGCUACUUCCAUGUUCCCCCUCACACGCCAGUCAUCUUUGGAGAGGCAGGGGGAAGGACCUUGUUCAGGUUGUUGUGUCGAGACUCAGGUGGUGAAACUGAGUCCAUGUUGCUCAACGAGACCGUGCCACAGUGGGUCAUCGACAUCACCGUGGAUAAAAAUAUGCCCAAAUUCAACAAAAUCCCAUUCUACCUCCAGCCUCAUUCUUCCUCUGGUGCAAAAACCUUAAAGAAGGACCGUCUGUCAGCCAGCGACAUGCUCCAGGUGAGGAAGGUGAUGGAGCACGUAUACGAGAAGAUCAUCAACCUGGACAACGAGUCUCAGACGGGGGCCUCGGGGAACAACGACAAGCCCAGCGAGCAGCAGAAGGAGGAGGAGGACGUGGCCGUGCUGGCCGAGGAGAAGAUUGAGCUGCUCUGUCAGGAUCAGGUAUUGGAUCCCAACAUGGACCUGCGGACGGUCAAGCAUUUUAUCUGGAAGAGCGGCGGAGACCUAACCCUUCACUAUCGGCAGAAGUCCACGUGAGGUCACCGGUGUCAUCUUGUGCUAUCCUGACCACCACCACCACCUUCCUCUGGCACCAAACAUGGACUGUUCAAACUCAUCCAACCAGAUCCAUGUGUUAGUAACACAAACCUGUGCUCAACGACUCCUUGUUAGAGCCUAUAACCUCUCAGAAAGCAUUUGUUUGGUCCGUAGCCAGAGUGUCACACAAUAAUCACUGUUCUCCAAUCAGCCAGAACACACAAGGAGAAAGGAGGGUAACUAUUGUUACUGUGUACAGUGAAUGGACUGAAGACAUUUCCAGGGCAUUUUAAGGUUCUUUGUCAUUUAGGUUUUAUUUUAUGACGUUUCCUUGCCUCCUUUUAUUUAUUUUUUCCUUUUUUGUAAGUAAGAUUUUUAUUGACAUGCCCAUCUUCCGAGAGAGAAGGCGUGACAACCAGUUUGAGAAAGUCACUAUGCUUGGGGGUUCACUUUGUGACAUGAGUAUGUUUCAGUUUUUGUUGGGGUCUCCACCCCAUACAUUCCUAGAACAUGCUUGUUUCCGACCACCUAUCACCACCCUUCAUCCUCGUCCAUGGUUAGGAAAGGGUUUAUUGAGGAACAUUUUCUGGAUAGUCAGGCGACCAUUCAAACCAAUCAAAGACAUGACGAUGUUUAUUGUAUGGCUUGUGUGAUAUUCCUCCGUUACCUCAGUUUGGCAACUGACUGAUAUAUUGAAAGCUGCUGUGCGAAGCUUCUCUCACCAAAUGGACACAUACAAGUACACAUUCCCCAUACUGUCUCUUUAGCGAACACUGUUAUUAAAUUACUGAACCUAUCUUUCUUUUUGUAAAUAGACUGUCAUAUUUUAUAGGCAACUUGGCACAAGUUGUACUUCUGAUCAUCAGGAACAUUAUAUUUCCUUUUUUUUAGCAAACCUAUAUUAUUUUCAAAAGGGUGCUUUCUCAUGUAAAAAAAAAUCAAUCAAUCAUUAAAAUCACAAAUGUCAAGAAGCAACAGGUAUGUUCGAUUUAAAGGACCCACUGAAUCAGGAUGUUUAUAGGCUACUGUACUGUAUUUGAGAGCAAAGCUAAAUUGUUGUCAUUGGCAUUACCCAUGACAGUCUGCUGCUAAAUCGGCCUAUAUCCAUUAUACACUGACAAAGUUUAUGGGGGGAUAUUCGUGAGGAAAGUGGAGAUUCCCAAAACGUUUUUUUUUUUUUUUAUGCCAACGAAAUGAAGACUGCUCUCAAACUCCAACAAUGUGAAUUUCACAGUGUUAUAGCAAAUGUAUUAUAAUAAAGAAUUUAUUUGGUUUUAAUCCUAAAGAAACUGGUUGUUGAAUAAUCUCUACAUUAAAAAAAGCUACUAAAGAAUGAUAUGCCUCUGUAUCCACAAUCGCUUAUCGAAGUGCUGAUUGUAAUUUAAUUUAUGUUGUGGGUGCAUAAGCGCUUAAUAAAUUAGCCAAAAUGACAA